CAUUCAAGUUUCUCUUUGCCGGCUCAAGCCGACUUACCAAGCAGCCCCCAAUAAAUGACAUCUCCAUUUCUCCCCUUUUAAAUCAUCUCCAUGUUAGCUUCUUCUCCUUCCAAUACCAUCUUUCAUCCCAGAUGGUAAACAUGAUGAUCCUCAUACCCUUUCUACUUGUGGGUUUGUUUCUGAUUCUCCGGUUUUUGUUCAAAACAUCCUUGUUACUCAUCCUCCUCAAAAAAUUCCAGUGUUUGGAAGAUUGGCUUCAUGUUCACCAAUUGUAUAGAGUCCCGCAGUUCAACCAUCUUUUCCAGGAAAACGAGCUGUAUGUCAAGGUUUCAACCUAUCUCAAUUCUCUCCCUUCCUUAGAAGACUCUGAUUUCACCAACCUUUUCACUGGUUCCAAGUCCAACGAUAUCCUUCUUCACCUCGACACCGACCAGACCAUUCGGGACGUGUUCCUCGGCGCCAGAGUCUCCUGGACCCUCGAGAAAUCUGAAAAUGGUGGAGCAAAGGUGUUGGUAUUGAGGCUCAGGAAGAAUGAUAAGCGUAGAAUUCUACGUCCUUAUCUGCAGCACAUAUUGUCUGUUGCUGGUGAUAUUUGUCAAAGGAAGAAAGAGAUUAAGUUGCGGAUGAACGUUGACAUCCCAUCAUCAGGUAAGAAUGGGCGGUGGAGAUCGGUUCCGUUUAACCAUCCGGCGUCGUUUGAUACUCUUGUAAUGGACGUUGAUUUGAAGAACAAGCUCAAAGCUGAUCUCGAAAUGUUCCUCAAGUCCAAGCAGUUUUAUCAGAGGCUAGGCCGUGUUUGGAAACGGAGUUAUCUUCUAUAUGGCCCAUCCGGAACCGGAAAAUCCAGCUUUGUAGCGGCCAUGGCUAGAUUCCUCAACUUCGAUGUGUACGACAUCGAUUUGUCAAAAGUUUCAGACGAUUCUGAUUUGAAGAUGCUGUUACUACAAAGUACGAGUAAGUCCAUGAUCGUAGUUGAAGAUCUUGAUCGUUUCUUAAUGGAGAAAUCCAAGAAUGUGAGCUUGAGAGGGAUAUUGAACUUCAUGGAUGGAAUCAUAUCUUGCUGUGGGGAAGAAAGGGUGAUGGUAUUUACAAUGAACAGCAAAGAUGAGGUUGAUGAAGCGUUGUUGAGGCCUGGGAGGAUUGAUGUUCAUAUACAGUUUCCAUUAUGUGAUUUCCCUUGUUUCAAGCAUUUGGCAAACAAUUACUUGGGUGUGAAGGAACACAAACUAUUCCCUCAGCUUGAAGAGAUAUUCCAGGGAGGAGCUAGUUUAAGCCCUGCUGAGAUUGGGGAGAUCAUGAUUUCUAACAGGAGCUCGCCAACUCGAGCGUUGAAAUCAGUGAUUAGCGCAAUGCAAACAAAUGCGGGUGCUAAAAGCAGAAGAGUGAGCGGCGACGGGGCAGAGGAUAUCGGGGGUGGUGAACAAGGGGGAUUGUUUAGCAGGGAACAUUCAGUUAGAGAUUUUCGAAAACUAUAUGGAUUGUUAAAGAUGGGAAGUAGAAGAAAAGAUGAGCCCUUGGAUCUUGGUUCAGCUGAUAAAGAUGGCUCAAAUUAAGAGCUUGUAUUGUAACCAAAUGACAAAAUUUCUUGAAUCAAUCAAACAUUUUUUUUUAUUUUUUCAUUUUGGUUUUUGUAAAACACCCUUUCCAGGGAUAACUAAAUUAAGCUUCUUCUUCUUUUUUUUUUGUUU
Molecule: messenger RNA, 1688 nt
Organism: Gossypium arboreum
Lineage: Eukaryota; Viridiplantae; Streptophyta; Magnoliopsida; Malvales; Malvaceae
Product: AAA-ATPase At2g46620-like
Exons: 1
Coding region: 132-1553 (473 amino acids)
Molecular function (GO): ATP binding; ATP hydrolysis activity
Source: RefSeq, a predicted model, not a curated record